AUGACAUAUUUCCUUGCUCGUUUGGUAGAGCAACAGGGUCAAGCUCCUGUGAAUCAACCUAGGGAUCCUGAAAUGGGACAAGAUAGAGCCCUAGAGAGAUUCCAAAAGUUUUCCCCUCGUAAGUUCCUGGGAGGACCGGACCCUGAGGUAGCGGAGAGAUGGUUAGAAACCAUGAUCAACAUAUUCGCCACUUUAAACUAUACAGAGGAAAGGCAGGUGCAAUUUGCUAUUUUUCAAUUUGAGGGUCUAUCCAGGGCUUGGCGGAAUGUAGUUAGAGCUAAAUGGGAGAGAGAGGGAACCGCAUGGACCUGGUUGAAUUUCGUGCGGGAGUUUAACGAAAAAUAUCUUCCACCGAGAGUCCAGGAGAAAAGGGAAGAUGAUUUUAUUAAGCUUCGUCAGGGAACCCUAAGUGUAUCUGAGUAUGAAACUCAGUUCACUAAGCUAUCGAAGUUUGCUCCCGAAUUGAUAGUUACGGAGCAAAGGAGGGUUAGGAGGUUUGUACAGGGACUCAAUGUGAAAAUACAGGAGGCAUUUGCGGCAGCGUAA
Molecule: messenger RNA, 546 nt
Organism: Coffea arabica (coffee)
Lineage: Eukaryota; Viridiplantae; Streptophyta; Magnoliopsida; Gentianales; Rubiaceae
Source: RefSeq, a predicted model, not a curated record